GUGUUUGUUGCAUCCGCUCUGCGUCAACCCUGGAAAUUGCACUAGCAGAGAAUAAAAAGAGCUUUAUGGCUGAGUGCAGGGGAUUGUGGGAGUUGAGCAAGCUGACUAGCGGCAUUCAGAGCAGCCCCUGGCCUGGAGUUCAAAUGUUUCUGCUGCCUCACUACCUGUCUGCUCAGGGCAAAGAUGCAAAUGCCUCUCUCGCUAACAGCCCAGAGAAACCAGGCCAUUUGCCUGGCUCACCCUUCCCCUGGGACAUACCCCAAACCCCCCACCACCAGGAGCAGUCGCCUAUAUAAGAUAAGGUGUCCAGGUGCUGUCUGUCAGUCUACCAGCGAGUUUCCGAUUCUGAACGUGUUCUGAUUUGACCACCAUUUGUCACCAUGCGUUUUGAACCUCCUCCAGGUUACCAGUCUAUCGCCAACCCGGGCUUGCCAUAUACAGGGGCCAUCUAUGGUGGUUUGAGGCCUGGAAUGUCCCUGUACUUCCAGGGAACAGUCCACAAGGAUGCUACUAGAUUCUGGAUCAACCUGCAAGAGGGGCAGGUUGGAGACGUGUCCAUUGCCUUCCACUUCAACCCCCGGUUCAGCCCCAGUGCGCAUGUGGUGAUGAAUUCCAGGGUGGGCAACUGGGGAGGAGAGGAGACGCCCGGGGAGUCAGCCAUCCAACAGGGAGAGGACUUUCAGCUCCUCUUUAUUGUCACCUCUGAGGGCUACCAGAUCAAAAUAAACAGCAGUGACUAUCACCUGUUCAAACACCGCAUGCCAGUGGAGGAGGUGGAUGCCAUUGACAUUAUGGGAGACUUUGAUUUGAACCUAAUGAACAUCAUCGGGGGAGGAAAAGGGUUCAUCCAGGGAUACCCAGGCCUCGGACAGAUGAUGAGCAUCCCAUACGUUGGGUCCAUCUACGGUGGCCUGAGGAAGGGCAUGUCUGUGCACAUCCAGGGAGCUGUUCCCAGUGACGCCACCAGGUUCCACAUCAGCCUGCAGUGUGCUGAGGCCAAAUGUAGCAACAAAGCCUUGUACAUCAACCCCCGCUUCAUCCCUGCCGAGGUGGUCGUAUUCAACAGCUUCAUGGAGCGCAAAUUCGAGGAGCAGGAGAGGCCCACCGAUAUGCCCUUAGAGCUGGGGGAGAGCUUUGACAUCGUCAUCGUUGUCAAAGAAGAGGGCUACCAGGUGAAUGUAAAUGGCAGAGAGUUUUACAUGUUCAAGCAUCGUAUGCCAGUGGAGAGGGUGCUAGCCGUAGCCAUUGGUGGAGACGUGUACGUGGGGUCCGUCAACGUCACAGGGGGAAAUGAAGGAGCAAUACAGGCAUGGCCAGCUCAAGGAUAUGUUGGGAAAAACACAUAUACCCAGCCCAUCCCUGGUGGUUUGAAGGCGGGGACGUCUCUGUACUUUCGGGGAUCUCUUCCCACCCAUAACUCUAACAGGUUCCACCUUAACCUGCAGGCUGGGGAUGAUCUUGCUUUACACUUCAAUCCCCGAAUCCAAAGCAGAAUUGUGGCGCUUAACUCCAGUUUGAACAAUGGAUGGGGCAAGCAGGAAAACGUUGAGGAGUUCCCCUUCCGGAAGGGCGAUCCCUUCGAGUUGGUCUUCUUUGUCACUUCAGAGGGAUACGAGCUGUGCGUUGAUGGGCGCCAGAUCUACCUGUACAAGCAUCGUGUAUCGCCAGAGCUGGUGACUGGAAUCCUUAUCGCUCAGGAUGUCUCUGUGCAGGCCAUGAACAUCAUCAGGGAUCAAGAAGACACAACAGCACCUCCAGCUCCAGAAGAUGGAGAAGAAGGACAUGUAAUAGAGUUUCCAGCUCCAGGAGAUGUGAGCGCCGGUGCUGCCUCCCUCAACAUCGAUGGCGGCUUGAAGCCAGGAAUGUCUCUGUACUUCGAAGGAACGGUUCACACUGAAACCAAAAGAUUUACCAUUAACCUGGAGUCUGGGGAUGAUGACAUUCUUCUACACUUCAACCCCCGAUUCGAACCUGACAUAUUGGUGAUGAACACCAAGGCGAAUGGAUGGCAAAAGGAUGAAAAGGAGGACUGCCCCUUUCAGAGGGGAAAGGACUUCCAGCUGCUCAUCAAGGUCACCUCCGAGGCCUACGAGAUCAUUGUUAAUGGCAGUAAUGUAUACACAUACAAGCACCGCGUGCCAGUGGAACAGGUGACCCACAUCAGAAUCUGUGAGGGCGUUACUAUGCAAACCGUCAAGAUCUUCAAGGAACAAGGAAUCAUAAAGGUGUAUCCAGGUCCAGGAAAUGUGAAGGAUGGAGGACAUUCCCAGGACAUUGAUGGCGGUUUGAGGCCAGGAAUGUCUCUAUGCCUGCAAGGAACAGCUCCCGAGGGGAACCCAGACAGAUUCAACAUUAACCUGAUGUCUGGGGAUGACAUCGUCUUGCACUUCAAAGUGUAUUACAGGUUUGGGUUAGUUGUGUUCAACACCAAGGUGGGAGGUUGGCAGCUUGAGGAGAGGGUCGGUGAUCAGCCCCUCCAAGCAGGAAGGAACUUUGACCUUAUCUUCAAUGUCACUUUAAAAGGCUACCAGGUGAUCAUUAAUGAACGUCCGUUCUACCUCUACAAGCACCGCAUGGCAGCGGAUAGUGUGACCACCAUGUGUAUCGGAGGAGACGUCUCCUUCCACGCAAUCAACAUCAUCAGGGACAGUACAGGCGGUGAGGAAACAGGCUACAACUGGAGAUUCCUGCCUAUGUUGAGCACACAACCAACCUACAACCCGUCCAUUCCGUUCUCCACGAUGAUCCCCGAGGGGAUGAGUCUUAAGAAGACCAUGGUUUUUGGUGGCAGAGUGCUAUCUGGAGCCGACAGGUUCGCUUUUGACUUCAUUGCGAGCAGCACUGGAGACAGAGUCUUUCAUUUUAACCCACGGCUCAAGGAGAACUCGGUGGUGCGGAACAGCUAUAUUCGUAAGAGUUGGGGGUCGGAGGAGAGAGAUGUAAAAUCCAAUCCUUUCCGUGAGGGCGAGUGCUUUGAGGUCGUGAUUCGGUGUGGGAGGCUGAAGUUCGAGGUUUUUGCAAACGGGAAGCACAUGUUUGACUUUUACCACCUUUUCCAGCCAUUUACUGAGAUCGACAGCCUGACCAUCAGCGGGGAUGUGCAGCUGUUCUACGUACUUAUCUGAGCCUUGCUGAACUUACUACUACUUACUACUUACUACUGUGAUGUCACAGUUCUGAUAUCUUGCUCUGAUGUCAUUGUUUCCAUAUCCUGCUGUGAUGUCACUGCUCUGAUUUCUCAUGUCACUGUCAUGUACCCUGCUCUGGUGUUACUGGUAUGAUGCCCUGGUCUGAUCUCACUACUUUGUAAUACCCUGCUCUGAUGUUAUUGUUCUGACAUCACUGUUUCCAUACCCUCCUCUGAUGUUACUGCUCUGAUUUCACUGUUCUGAUACCUGAUGUCACUGUUCUGAUGCCCUGCUUUGAAGCCCCCUCACAUCCCAGAUUUUAGUCCGAGAUGCCCACUGCCGAGUCCACAGCUUCCUGCCUCAUUCCUCUGCCUUCCUCUUACUAAGGCUGUUUGUUUAUUGGCUGUAUUUCAUUGAAGUGACUUAAUAAACGUUUUCACAAAUUCUAAA
Molecule: messenger RNA, 3578 nt
Organism: Conger conger (European conger)
Lineage: Eukaryota; Metazoa; Chordata; Actinopteri; Anguilliformes; Congridae
Exons: 26
Coding region: 381-3125 (914 amino acids)
Molecular function (GO): carbohydrate binding
Source: RefSeq, a predicted model, not a curated record